AGAGAGAGAGGGAGAGAGAGAGAGAGAGAGAAGAGGAAGGGAGCAUAUUUGUCCCCAUCACUGGUCACAAGUGAUCUGUGUUAAUGUCAGUUACUGUUCUCAAGUCCAGCUAUAGACGAGCCAGAUUUUCGGAGUUAUAGUCCCUGUUCUUCUGGGAUUAAAUGGUGGAUUAACUGACUACCACUUGCUUUCUGUGCCGUCCUCGAAGACAUCUUGACUGUGGUGGUGACAGUAGUUGUAAUUCUGUGCACCAGAGUGUUUAGGCAGAAACAUGGACUGUACCCAGUCAGCUGAAGACAGGAAGAAAGAGGACAAGAAGUAAACAGGACAUAGUUUUACACUAAAUUUAGACAAGCUUAUGGAUCCAUUAUUGAAUAGCUUGAGUAAGAAGAGAUGGAUCUCAAUGAGUGUGAUGAAGUGACCAAUAACACAGAAGACAUGGACACCCUGAAUAGGAACAUUCCUGAUCAUGGACGCCAGACCCAUCAGGAGCUACAGGGUACUCCACUGGACCUGAUUGAGACAGGCAAAACCGUCAAAGUCCAAGCAGAGCGUCCCCAUCUGGUCAGUUUGGGAAGUGGACGUCUGAGCACGGCCAUCACACUGUUACCCAUACCAGAAGGGAAAACUACUCUUGGCCAUGGAAACACUGACAUCAAUAUCCAGGGUCAAGGAGUGGCUGCCCUGCACUGUUACAUUGAAAACCAGGCAGGAACCAUCACCCUCUUUCCCUGUGGGAAUCCAUGCUCCAUGGAUGGCUUGGCAGUCACAAAGCCUGUACGACUGUCUCAAGGGUGCAUGCUUUGUUUUGGCCAGUCUGCCUUUUUUCGCUUCAACCACCCAGAGGAGGCUCUCAGGAUGAAGAGUAUGAUGCCAGAAGGAAAUGCUGGGCUCAGCAGCACCUACAGAGGACAUUCAGAGCCCCAUGGUCUGCUCAAUGGAAACCACCAGCCUGUACCUCAUGAGAGGGUUCGUCCAGGCCAUGGUCCUCUGGCUGGCUCUAUAGAGAAGGACCUUCAGGACAUCAUGGACUCUUUAACCAUGAAUGACUCUCAGGUGUCCUCAACUGAGAUCGGAAAACACCCUGAGCACUCCAUCCCACAAUUGCCUCUUUCUCCCAUGUUCAAUGGAGGGGGUCGUUAUCUCCUCUCCUCUCCAGCUAGCCCUGGAGCCAUGUCUGUGGGAUCUAGCUAUGAAAACACCACUCCUCCUUUCUCUCCUAUUUCAUCUCCCUCAACCGCCAGCAGUCCUGGCACUCGUAUGGUCCCUGCUAACUCUUCUCUACCUUCACAUUCAGGUUCCCACCAUCAAACAGUCCAGCCCCCAAUUCCCCAGCCACGGCAAUCAACAGCUCGGAUUGGCAGUAACAAUGGGGGGCGAAAGGUACAGGAAAGUCCUAGGCUUCCCAGAAAAGCCUUGACAGAAACGCAACCAAGUCCUAUAGCCAGUUGCCAAGGUCAAAACCAGGACAUUCAGAUCAGAGGAGGUUCAGAAGGCCCACAUUCAGUCCUUGGUUUCGCUGGAGAUGCAGGCAGGGACAACAGGACCAUGACUUCCAGCUCCUCUGCUUCCUCAAGUCCUAGAUCCAGUGCGGGCUCAACUUUCCAGGAGACUCCCUCACCUGAUGUUGGAAUUCAGUCCAUCCAGCUAAACUCACGCUCACUCAUUCCUUCAGAGUGUCCUCAGUCCACCCGUCGAGUACUAGAACCAUCCAACGGCACACUGGUCCGAGAACGUCCCCCUCCCAGCCCCUCUACUCCACGUCGUGGGCUGCAGGGAGUACCGGUCCUACCUGGAGCCCUACCUGGGGUAUCCCUUACAACUCGGAGCCAGACAGGAAAGGGUGUACCAGAGAGCCCUCGGCAGCACAGACAAGUCACACUGCGGGAAGACGGCAUGGGAUCAAGGGGACUACGGGCCAGAAGCCCUUCUCCUGUGUCUGCUGUCCUUAAGGACCACACUAAUAGCAGUGGGAGACAAAAAGGGAGUGCUGGAGUUAAUCAAAUCCCAGGUUUGAGUACCCAGGUUGGAGUUUCUCCCCUUACCAGCCCCCGUAGUCAGAGGAAGAACCCCAGAGAACCAUGGACUCUCCAACCCAGGGCACGGGAACGUAAGAACAGCAUUUCAGAAAUCAAUGACAAUGAGGAUGAGCUGCUGGAGUACCAUCGCUGGCAGCGGGAUGAGAGGAUAAAAGAGCAAGAAAUGGAGCGACUGGAAAGACAGAGGCUAGAGACCAUUCUGAGCCUGUGUGCUGAGUAUAAUAAAGGGGACCCUGUGGUAGACAUGGAGACGGGGAGGAUAGGUCAGUUCCCUGGGACAGAGGACCAGCGGCCUGGCCCCGACUUGGUGGGUGUGGCAGUCCAGCGCUCACACGCUCACACACAUAGACCCGGAGAGUGUGAUGACGAGAAUCUGAAAGAGGAGUGUAGCAGCACUGAGAGCCAGCACCAGGAGCAUGAAGACACUGCGGGAAUGGGGCAGCACGAGCUGGGUUAUCUAGUGGAGGAGAGGGUCAGGAUUUUGGCUCGAGUAGAGGAGUUAAAAGCUCGGGUCACUGAGCUGGAGCAGCAGCUACAGGAUUCCAGACAAGAGGCUGAGAUGGAGCGGGCAUUGCUGCAGGGGGAGAGGAGAGCCGAGUUAGACCAAGUGGAGGCAGAGUUAGAGAUUAUCAAUCAGAUCCAGUUCAAACUGAGCGAAGUGGAGAAAAAUAUUCAGAGAGAGAAAGAAAAGGGGAGGGCUAACGUCUCAGCCGAGCGUGACGUCCUGGCCAGGUUGAGGGAUGGGUACAGUGAGCUGAAGAGCCAGCUUCACAAAUGCCCCGAGUCUCUGAGGGAGCACUUACAGGAACAGCUUGGCAGGAAGGCCGAGGCUCUGGAGUCUGGCUCAAAGCGCUUUGAGGACCUGGAGUUCCGCCAGUUGGAACGCGAGAGCAGUCUGGAGGAGGAGAAGGAGACAGUCAGCCGGCAGCUGCUCCGGGAGAAAGCAGAGUACCAACGCAGCGUGGCCAAGAGAAAGGAGAAAAUGGCUGCCCUUGAGAUGCAGGCCAACCAGCUAGGCGUGCAGGCAGCUCAAGAUUGUGAGAGGAUGGCUAAAGACCGAACCAUGGCCCUGCAAAUGCUACACAAGGAGAAGGAGAGACUGGCUACCCUGGAAAGGAGAUACAUAAGUUUGACUGGAGGGAAGACUUUCCCCAGUUCCUCUAACAGCAUGCAGGAGGACGUUCUACAUAUCAGCGAAUCAGACCUUUCCAAUGAAGUCCUUAUCCAGCAUCCCCAACUUCCUGCUCCCUGCAUCCAAAGCUCCACCUCUCACUCUUGCCCCAUCAGGCCUCAGGAGGAGUACCUCAGACUUUCUGAUGUAUUUAAGAUGUACGGUAGUGGUUGUGUCCCAUCUCAAGCCACCUCUUUUGCCCCUACCACUUCCUGCCUUUCUCUUGCUGUAACACCAGAUACCCCUCGCGAGGAGUAUGUGACAGUUAGUCAGUUGAACCAGCUCUUUGGGAUGCACAAGGUUGAACCAUCCACGACGGCUCCUGUUCAAUCAUUCCAAGCUAUAGUAGCUGACCCUGGCCUCUCUAGCCACAUGUCACAAUGUGACCCUGCCCAGUCUCUUUCUGCUGAGGCUGAGAGGAACAAGUCUCUGGUGUCCAGGCUGGAUUUAGAGUGCUGGUACCAGGACAUCAUGGCAAUUGGGGAUACUAGCCAUGCUUGUCCUCCCCCUCUUCCAGCUAAGUCUUUCUCUACACGCAGACCCAUGCAGAUACACAUGUGUAAGCAGGAUGGAGCAAAUGGGACGUCCACACAACCCAACGCUGGAAUUGCAGGCAGAAACACGCCAACCAAGAGCCUGCCAGACCUGUCAACCCCUCAUCUGGAUUCAGAUUCCAAGAAACUUGCUCUUGAGGGCAAAGGGCUCCAAACAUGUGACGACUCCAGAUAUCUCAGCACUGAACUGAAACCAAGGCACGAAAUGGACCUGCAAUGCCACUGGGGGGUGCCACAGGGCUCUCAUUCCCAGUUAAUUGGCCCAUUCCCUGCUCCAGUGGCCCCACUGGUGCACCAUUCCAUCCUGCACCAUCAAGCACCCUCUGCAGGUGGCCCAGCUUACGACACACUCAGUCUGGAGAGCUCUGACAGCAUGGAGACCAGCAUAUCCACUGGAAACAAUUCCACCUGUUCACCGGAAAGUGGUAGCGGCCUGGCUGGGCUGAGGCUUGAGGAAAUGGAGAAGAUGCUGAAGGAGGCUCAACAGGAAAAAGCCAGACUGGUGGAGAGUCGUGAGAGGGAGGCACAGGCACGAAGGCAGCUGCUGGAGGAGGAGAGGAAGAGGCGAGAGGAGGUGGAGAGGAGGCUGCAGGAAGAGACUGCGCAUCGGCAGAGAUUAGUAGAUGAGGAGGUCAAGAUGAGAGAAAAGCAAAGCUCUCAGGCUCGUCCAAUGACCCGCUACUUACCCAUCAGAAAGGAGGAGUUUGACCUACGCUCCCAUGUGGAGUCAGCAGGUCACUGCAUAGACACCUGUCCCUACGUCACCGUCUCUGAGAAAAUGUGCAAAGGCCACCUGGUGAAGAUGGGUGGCAAAAUCAAAUCGUGGAAGAAGCGCUGGUUCGUCUUUGACCGUCUAAAGAGGACGUUCUCCUACUAUGUCGACAAGCAUGAGACCAAGUUGAAAGGGGUCAUCUACUUCCAGGCCAUCGAGGAAGUUUACUACGACCACCUACGCAGUGCCACUAAGAGUCCGAAUCCUUCCCUAACCUUCUGUGUGAAAACGCACGACCGGCUGUACUUCAUGGUGGCUCCAUCCCCAGAGGCCAUGCGAAUAUGGAUGGAUGUCAUAGUAACAGGCGCUGAGGGCUACACACAGUUUAUGACCUGAGGGAAAGCUGACUGAACACUUAGCCAUAAGCGUCGGCAGGACUUCUGUGGAGUUGUGUGGGAGGACCGAACUUUCCACUGAUAUUUGAACUUCAGGCAUGCUGCUUCAGCCCAAAAUGAUUGAUGUGUAUCAUUCAGAUCAGAAAGAUUUUGUAUGAAUGCAUACUAACCAGAAGAGGACAGGGUUCUGUUCUUGGUGCGCAGAUAACAAGGUGCUCAAAACAAGCCAGUCACCAAGAAAGACUAUAAUACAACUAGAUAUUUUUAAAUAUUCUAUUAUUUGUGUAAUGUGUAAUAUAUAUAUAUAUAUAUAUAUAUAUAUAUAUAUAUAUAUAUAUAUAUAUAUAUAUAUAUAAAACCACUUUGGGACUAUCCGUGGCAACAGUUCCAUGCAAUUACUUUGUUUUGCACACUUUUGGAUUAAUAAAAUAAAGGGAGGACAAAUUGUACUUUUUUAUGCCAAAUAUUUAAAACCAAUUAUGCUUUCUAAGGUCUAUUUAGAGGUUUAAAUGUGACAUCGAUACUUUCUAUUAAUAGUGUUAAUCUCUACUCAAACUAAUAAUAUUUCUUAUGAAUUUCAUGUACCAGGAAGUUGCAUCAGUGCCGUGUAACGCAAAAUACUGUCAAUUACCGAACCAUACUGGUAUAACAAAAAAGAUGCUAUGUAGGGUGUGUGUGGGGGUGGGGUUGGGGGGGAUUAUACUUCUUGUUGUAUUUCCAUUUUGAAAAAAUAAUGUCUGGUGGGGACCAUUUUUAUUUGAUCAAGUGUUUGUCAUUAUACCGUGAGACUUGCCAAAGGUGAACUUCAAAAGUCCGGCAUUUCAUUCUGUCAACACGUUCAGGUACAAUGAUGUGAUCCAUGUGAGUGUGCUGAUUGUGAUUGUGUGGCCGUAUGUGCCUUGCAAAAUGUUAUCUUCUUUCAGGGUUAAAAAAAAACCCAAAAACAAACAAAAUGCAGUAGUGCUUCACUAUUAUUUUAUACUGUUUUCUUAUUUAUUCAGGUUCAAAGCAUCCUGUAUUGCAAUUAUGUCGAAAUAUAAUAUUAUGCAUAUGAUAUGCAUUUUAUAUUAUGCUAUUACAUAAGCUCAGAGUAACCUCAUUAGUGUUCAUUUAUACAUGUGCUCAUCCAAUUUGAGCAAAACAGUAUAUACUAACAAAAAUUCCAGGGUGUAUAUACACAGUAUAGCCUAUACAUGUCACAUUUACACUUAUGAAUUGUAAUGACAGAGGUGUGUACCAGGCCUAAAUAAAACGUGUAACAAAG
Molecule: messenger RNA, 6135 nt
Organism: Ictalurus punctatus (channel catfish)
Lineage: Eukaryota; Metazoa; Chordata; Actinopteri; Siluriformes; Ictaluridae
Gene: phldb1a
Product: pleckstrin homology-like domain, family B, member 1a
Exons: 26
Coding region: 394-4872 (1492 amino acids)
Biological process (GO): regulation of microtubule cytoskeleton organization
Cellular component (GO): basal cortex
Molecular function (GO): protein binding
Source: RefSeq, a predicted model, not a curated record